Molecule: messenger RNA, 885 nt
Organism: Effrenium voratum
Lineage: Eukaryota; Dinophyceae; Suessiales; Symbiodiniaceae
Source: the annotation of a GenBank genome assembly
AUGCCGCGCAAGAACUGGAAUCUGGGCAAGAGCAUGUUCUGCGCCAAAUGCAACCACCCCAAGCCCACGAUCAACACCAUGGGCCAGCGCGCCUAUGACUUCUACCCGCUGGCGAACCAGAAAAUGUUCUGCGAGGGGCAGAAGAACUGCCCCGAGUGCCAUGCGAUUGUCCACUCGAGCCAUUCGGAGUGCCUGGCCUGCCGGGACCGAAAGCAGAAUGCCGCCACUGUCAAGGCGCACCAGGCGUGUGUGGUGACCACCGCUUCGGGCAGCAAGGACGCCAUGCGCUCGGACGCCAUCCACGCGCUGAAGGGGCCGGAGAUGCUGGCGCUGACGCGGCCGCGCACAGCCGUGGAUGACUUGGAGGACAAGUACCGUGGCAGUGGCAUGGACGCCUUGGCCAUCAUAGAUGAUUUGGAGAAGGCCAAGGCGGGGGCGGCCGAUGCCAUCGAUGCCCUCGAGGAGAAGCGGCGCAUUGUGGCGGAGGAGGAGAAAGAGCGACAGCGCGAGCGGCAGCGCGAAGCACAGAGGAGAGAGGCGGAGGAGCAAGCAAAGAAGGACCUGGAGAUCGCCAAGCAGCAAGCUGAAGCGAUGGAGGUGGAAAGAAAGCGGAAGCGAGAGGCAGCACAGAGCCUGAUCGCCGCCAUGCUCGAGGAGGACACUGCCAGUCCCAAAGAGAGAACGGAGGCGGCAGCGAGCCCUCCGGAGACAGAGGAGGAGCGGCAGGCCAAGAAGGCGCGGCUGCUGCAGCAGGCGGAGGAGCUGCGAAAGAAGCAGGAGGAGUUGAAGCAGAAGCAGCAGAGUGACGAGGCGGAGCGUCGCCAGAAGAUGCGCGAACGCCGGGCUGCACGGAAGGGCUCCCAGGAUGCCAUUCUGCUCGACUGA